Messenger RNA from Penicillium mononematosum, 1155 nucleotides. RefSeq names its product putative extracellular cellulase CelA/allergen Asp F7-like. The coding region runs from base 1 to 1155 and encodes 384 amino acids. The transcript is spliced from 2 exons. Lineage: Eukaryota; Fungi; Ascomycota; Eurotiomycetes; Eurotiales; Aspergillaceae. The record is from RefSeq and is a predicted model, not a curated record.
AUGAAGUAUCUUCGUCUAGCCUCCGUGGCCGCUCUUUUCAGCGCUGCCACUGUAUCCGCUGGCCCAUUGGGCGCCCGCGAACAUGACGGAUACUGCCCGAAGGGCUACACCAUGAGCGUCUACUACAAGACCAUCACCGUGGAAUCCUACCCAUCUGCGACCUCCGUAGAGUCUACAGCUACCCCGUCGUCUACUCCGGCUAUUGUCGAGUCUCAACCCUCCGCUGAGCCCACAUUGGCCUCAUCCUCUCCUGCCAUUGCCGUGGAGUCUACGACUCCCGUCGCAGUUAUCCAAGUCGAGACCACAAGCUCUUCAGCUCCUGCUGCCGAGACCGAAAUCACCGAGACCGCAGCUCCUAAGACCAAUGCAGUCGUGGCUCCUCUGCCCACUGCAUCAGCCGAGACUGCCGCUGUCAUCGAAACCAUUCCUGCUCCAGCCGUGAAGACCCCCGUCGUGCAGGCCUCCACCACCGAAGCCCCCGUGGAAGUCGCCAGUACUUCCACCAAGUCUUCUACUUCCACCUCUUCCACCAAAUCCGCCUCCACCGGCUCCUCCAACGGAACCCCCGGAAAAGCCACCUUCUACGGUGGCAAUGUCGGCGGCGGAACAUGCUCGUUCUCCGGCUACACCCUCCCGAGCCACCUCUUCGGCGCAGCCCUCUCCCUCCAGCGAUGGGACGAUGCCGCGAACUGCGGCGCCUGUGUAUCCGUCACCGGACCGAAGGGUAACUCCAUCAAAGCAAUGAUCGUCGACCAAUGCCCCGAAUGCGAAAGCAAUCACCUCGACCUCUUCCAAGACGCCUUCGCCGAGCUCUCCGAUAUCUCCGCCGGCAUCAUCCAAACCACCUGGUCGUACGUGUCCUGCGACCUGGACGGACCACUAAAGCUCAAGAACAAGGAGGGCACAUCUGCGUACUGGUUCUCGAUGCAGGUUGUCAAUGCCAAUGAGGCAGUGACUGCGUUGGAGGUUAGCACUGACGGCGGUAGUUCGUGGCAGAGCACCACCCGCACUUACUAUAACUACUUCGAGAACACUUCCGGGUUCGGGACUAGUACUGUUGAUGUGCGGAUUACCGGUGCUAGUGGCAGCACUGUUGUUGUUAAGGAUGUUGGUGUUUCGUCUGGGAGUGAAGUCACUGCUGGGUCGAACUUGUAG